Messenger RNA from Bolinopsis microptera, 5049 nucleotides. RefSeq names its product glycogen debranching enzyme-like. Gene Ontology annotation, biological process: glycogen catabolic process. Gene Ontology annotation, molecular function: amylo-alpha-1,6-glucosidase activity; 4-alpha-glucanotransferase activity. The record is from RefSeq and is a predicted model, not a curated record. Bases 14 to 4408 code for a protein of 1464 amino acids. Lineage: Eukaryota; Metazoa; Ctenophora; Tentaculata; Lobata; Bolinopsidae. The transcript has 32 exons.
UGAAAGGAACAUCAUGGGUGUGCAAAUAUUGGAACUAAGCCCAGACCCUCAGCAGUCUAAAAAGAUAUUCAGGGCUCCCACAGGUGAUUUUGUUUGUCUUGACAGAAGUCCUGAGCUGAGGGGAAUCCUACUCGACAUAACAUGUGUUAAUCCUGUCGGAGAACAGAUCCCGUUCAAAUGUGAGAAGGAAAAAGCCAUGUUUACUCUUAAAUCUGCUGGACCUUAUAAAGUUACUUGGAAGAUGUGUGUCAAACCUUCAGAUAAAAAUCGGAACAGUGUAUACGUAGUAACAGUCCUAGCGGACCCUGUGAUGACCAACUCUACAGAUCUCACCACUUUGCCCAGUCUGAAAGUUGAUCAGAUAGCUGCCCAGUCCCAUCUCACCAAAUGUUGUGGAGACAUCGAGAACUGGGAGGAUGUUUUCAGGGUUUCGCUUGAGUCCGGGUACAACACAGUACAUUUGACGCCAGUACAGGAGCUAGGGAUCAGCAGGUCAUCUUACUCUUUAAACUCUCAUCUGAAACUAUCGUCCUCUCUUAAACUGAAUAGCUCUGGAGGUUAUGAGGAGGAUUUGAAAGUGUUAUCUGAUCAUCUUCAAGAUUUACACCAGAAAACUGGAAUGUUCUUCCUUACUGAUGUUGUGUGGAACCAUGUAUCAGUUUGCAACAGAGAUAUUCUAGAACAUCCUGAGUCCUAUUACAAUCUACACAAUACACCUAACCUUAUUCCUGCGUAUCUGAUUGACAGAAGUAUUCGCGAGUUUAGUUUCACACUAUCAGAUAGUUCUGAGAUAACAAACCUCCAUUCCUUUUACAAAAGACUAAGCAAUCAUCUGGUGGAAACAUCACGUAAACUGGAACAACUCUACAAAAUAGACGCGGGCAAAAUGUUCAACUCCAAAGAAAGUACCACAGAUUCACUGAAUGAUUCAAUCUUGAAGAGAUCGCAUAUUGAUGAUGUAGUGAAACAGUUGUGGCAGGUUGACUACUCACAGUCGGAGUAUGGUGGCAGGGUCGAUAUGGGGGUUCUGAGAACUUUCCUCUCCAAUCGUGAAAUUACCUCGAUACCAGAACAGAAUUCUCAGAUUGUAACAGCGAUUAGUCUCUUUAACGAGUUCGUAGCACCAGCUGCCGCUCAGGAGGUCAUCAGUAAAGUGACCACAGCUGUAGUCGGUGAUGUGAAAUACCGAUUUAUUGAUGAAAACGGUCCAAAACAUCAAUUCGGAGACGUCCCUCUGGUUGAAAGGUAUUUCCAAAUAUCGGAUAUUUCAUUUGACAAGGAGAAAGAACUAGAUAUCUACGACAGACUUGAUGCCGAGAGGAUUAAAACUUGCAACGGUUGGACCACCGGCGAAAGUAUUUCUGAUAUGAGCAAAACCAUGGCUUACACAAAGCGAGAGAUAGUCAUUUGGGGUGAUAGUAUAAAGUUACGAUUUGGGAACUCCAGACAAGAUGCUCCUUGGCUCUGGAAUUACAUGGAAAAGUACACCUGCGAUAUGGCAAAGUUAUUUCAUGGAUUCAGAAUAGACAACUGCCACAACACCGCCUUACAUGUUGGGGAAGAGCUGUUGCGCGCGGCACGCCGUGUCCGUCCUAACCUGUACGUAGUGGCAGAACUGUUCACCGGAUGUGAGGACAAGGACUGUGAGAUCAUCAACAGAAUGGGCAUCAGCUCCUGUGUCAGAGAGUUGAGUAAGUCUGGUUCACCUCGGCAACUUGCAGAUCUGAUACACCACUAUGGAGAAAGCAAACCUUGCGGCAGUUUCAUCAAUAACCUGCCCUCCGACCAAGCUGUGAACUCUCUGCCGGCCCUACGCAUGGCUUCGUCUCAUCCUCACGCUAUGCUGAUGGAUCAAACUCACGAUAACCCGUGCCCUUUUGAUGAGCAUCCCCUCCCCAAUGUUCUGGCUUUAUCUGGUUUGAUGUGUGCAGCAAAGUGCAGUAUUGGCAGUAACCGUGGUUACGACGAGCUAAUACCUCACCACAUUCAUGUCGUGCAGGAGGAACGUCAGUAUCAAGGAGUAAGACAGUCUCAUGAAGAUGCUAUAAAGCCAGCAAAACGUGCUCUCAUUAAACUACACCAGUGGCUUGAAGACAACGGAUAUUCUGAGACGUUUGUGGACCAGGCAACAGAAGAUGUAGUCAUAGUAACCAGACAUCACCCAGUAACGUGCAGCAAAGUAUUGGUUGUCAUAGCAACUUGUUGGAGUGAUACCUUUACUAAGACUAGUGAACAUACGGUUAAUCUACCUGGUGAUAAAGUGGACGUGUUAUUGGAGACAGAGAUACGAGGCAAAGGAUCUUUCAAUCCUCACAAAGAGUUGAUAACCGGUCUCUGCGGGGUAGAGGUUAACGUUAGAGAGAACCCCGAGUCCAGCAACAUGGUUAAAGUCUCAAGAAGCGAGGAAAAACUUGAACUCUCUUUCGUACUCUCACCAGGAUGUGUGGUAGCUAUACUUGUUCACCCUGGCAAACUCGCCCAGCAUGCUCUAAACUACUUCAACUCCUAUGUCCUUGAUAAGCAUACAUUUGCUAUGGAGCUGGACAUCGUGUGUUCGAGUCUGGAUCUGUACGAUCUGAACUACAUUCUGUACAGGUGUGAUGAGGAGGAAAGGGUGGACGGGUGUGGAGGGGUUUACGAUAUUCCUGGAUACGGUAAACUCACCUACGCUGGACUAGUUGGUUUCUUACACGUGCUGGAAGAAGUAAAGAGGGAGAAUAACAUGGGGCACGCUCUUUGUCGUAACUUGUGUGAUGGCUGGUGGCAGGCUGAAUACUCAGUUAACAGAUUGAAGAACAAAGACAUUAAUUUAGGAUUCUUCCUUGAGAAGGUUUUCUCGUCUCUUCAAGCAGUACCUAACCACACCAGACCCCGAGUGUUUGACGCUGUCAUCAGUUCUGUUUACUCGGCCUGUCUCCGACAGAUUGAUACACUCAUUCCCUGGUUAAGCAAUACAGAAAGAGAAACUAAUUCUUGGUUUGUGGAGCAGCUUGUUCUAACGUCAAUUCAGAUGAUGGGAAAGGUGGGAGACACUGGGAUACCUGUUUCCCCGUAUGAAAAGGAUCCUGUUGUGAGCAUGGCGGCUGGAUUGCCGCAUUUCUCGCAUGGUUUUAUGAGAUGCUGGGGUAGAGACACCUUCAUCUCCCUCCCUGGCUUGCUUAUUGCAACUGGGCGACUUGAAGAUGCCAGAGACCUGGUGGUUGGGUUUGCUCGGACUCUAAGAUAUGGUCUGAUACCCAACUUGCUGAGCGAGAGAGGACACAAGCCCAGAUACAACUGUAGAGAUGCUGUAUGGUGGUGGUGCAGGAGUGUGAAGUUACUGUAUGACCAUCUUCCAUCCAUUCUCCACGAGUCAGUAUAUCGUCUGUACAACACUGACGAUACCCCUGUUGCCGCUAAAUCCUCCUUUGUUUGCACAGUACUGGACAUUAUCAAUGAAGUACUGAGAAGGCAUGCGGCUGGAAUCCAAUUUAGGGAGGAAAAUGCCGGGCGGCAGUUAGACGAGCAUCUACUAGACGCAGGUUUCAACAUGUGUGCAGGAGUGAACCAUGUGACCGGGUUUGUGAGAGGGGGCUCUAAACACAACUGUGGGACCUGGAUGGACAAGGUGGGGAGCAGUCUUAGAGCAGGUAACAAAGGAAUCCCAGCGACCCCACGCGACGGUAGCGCAAUAGAACUGGUUGCUAUGGGUUACCAAACUGUUUCUUGGCUUGCAGACUUGUUUGAGAUCGGCGUGGGGACCACUUCAGAGGUUACCAUGACAACAGGGACAUCCACCAGGGUUGUUACCCUGAGAGAGUGGUCUAAGAUGAUCAAAGAUAGUUUUGACGAGAUGUUUUGGAGCACUUCCGGUUACUACAAGGACACUGUUGGUAGUGAGUCUGGGUGCGACGAAAAGUUUAGACCCAAUCAGACAUUUGCCAUGGUAAUCGCUCCUGAACUGUUUGAAGAGUCACACUUGACCCUGGCCCUGAGAAACAUUGGAGCCAAGUUGGCCGGACUAUUGGGAAUGUCAACUCUGUGCCCCGGUGACGAGGAUUACGAGCCUCAGUAUGAUACUAGUGAUAAUGGGAGUAACUUCAGGACCGCACAUGGUCUUAACUAUCAUCAGGGCCCCGAAUGGGUGUGGUGUAUGGGGUUCUAUCUACGUGCCAAGCUCUCAGAGUUCAUCAAGCAAGAUAGAGAGGAGGUGGUUGGAAGCAAGGAGGAGAUAGAUCAGUUCUUUGCGACCAUUCUCACCUUCCAUCGUGCCAUGAUUGCAGCUGAACCAUAUCGAGGUCUAACAGAGCUAACUAACGGUGGAGGACAGCAUUGCCCGGGGAGCUGCCCUACUCAGGCUUGGUCCUCUGCUUGUCUUCUAGAGUUCUUUGUAGAGUACCAAAGGGACUUUCUUCAGAGCCCGCAAUAGCUCUAGAUGUGUUUUUGAGUAAUUACUAACAUUAUCAGAGGUUUAAUUUUGUCUGCGCUGAUUACCCCGGCCCGAAGUUAUUUAUCAGUAUUUGGCCGAAAAAGCAAAAGGCCGCCGAAACACUGUAGGCUGCCAUAUUUUGACAUUUAUUAAUCAUAUUGCAUGUCUUUUUUUGCAGCGAAAAUUGAGAUUUUUUUAACGGGAAUAGUUGAACCUGAAUAGAUGCCUAAUUUGAAAUACGGAUUUAUUCACCGUUUAUAGCAAAAAGACCAAAAUUUGUAAAAUAGUUGAAAUUGAAAUGUUGGGCAUUUUUUAUGGGGAAAUAGUUACGGCUGGGUAUACAAAAGGCCAAAGAACUGAGGGCCGAAAUGUUUUAAUAGAGUGUUUCGUUUAUGUUCAUUGUUUUUAUUGAAAGAUGAGUGAAAUUUAAAUUUACAGUUUGAGUUUUUGAAUAUUCAGAUGUUAUUCUUUGUAAAAAAAAGAUAAUUUUGUAAUUGAAAUCUCUUUGUAAUUGUCGUUAUAUCUGUUUAUAGUAACUUUAAAAGGUUAAAUGCGACCAUCCCUUCAUCUGCUUAAACAGGUUGAAAUAUUUUUAUGGUUGAAAUAUUGUUAUGAUUAUGAAACGAAUAAUUAAAAUUGAA